Messenger RNA from Tuber melanosporum (Perigord truffle), 3501 nucleotides. RefSeq lists its product as uncharacterized. Bases 213 to 3122 code for a protein of 969 amino acids. NCBI's taxonomy places the organism in Eukaryota, Fungi, Ascomycota, Pezizomycetes, Pezizales, Tuberaceae. The transcript is spliced from 2 exons. The record is from RefSeq and is a predicted model, not a curated record.
CCUUCCUCCCCCUCCCCCCCGCUCUCUAACGUCCUCUUGGGGUGUUAACUCUCUCCUAAAAUAUUCACCCGUCACAAUCCUUUGCAGUCGUCAUUCGAAUCUAACGGAACCAGUGAGAAGUCGAGUUCCUUUUGGAAGUGAGCAAACAGCUCGGUUAUCCAGUUGUCUCCCAUUCGGUAACGAUCGAGAGCGGACUCUGGGCUGUCGACGCCAUGUUUGCUAGGAAAUUACAGCUUCCUUUGCUAAACGUUACCGAUGCCGACACUCUCGUUUUCAUCUCGCCCAACACAUCACCCAACCCCCCUCAUCGGGUUUCUUCAAAAGCCCUCCUUGCGAGUGGAUCAGCGGUUUUCAGGGAAUUGCUUGGGCCUACAUCUCAGCAUAGGGCUUUGAGGAAGAGGAGACUGGUCAACGUCCUUCCACAGGGGAUCAAAUACGUUAUCGAUCUGAGCCCUCCGGAGGAGGGACCCGAAGCCUUGGAUGCUGUUCUAAAGCUCUACUGUCCAAAGGUAGUUCUUGAAUGGCAGAGCGGGGUUCCCAACGGAGCAUACCUCGAGGAUGAUGACCACCAAUAUCAGAGAGAACUGUGGCAGGUCAACUCGGAAAGGCGUAUCGCAGACUUGCAUAAACACGGUACGUGGGAAACUACUGAGGAGAAUUGCGAUUCCAUCUCAGAUGUUGACCUCUCCGAGGUUAAAGUGACACGGCGAGGAUCUGGUACUGGAGAUGCUGGAGUAGAGCUGAUGAAGGGUGAAUGGAUUGAGCCAACUCCGCCGGCAGCCCAUUCCACAAGACGCCACAGUGCAGCCAUUGAGAGGAUACUCCAUAUUAUUCAUGGGUUGGAUCCACAACUGUGUACCACUCCCAUGUGGUAUACCGUAUGUAAGGUGGCAGUCCUGCUCAAUUGCGAAUCGGCCGUUGUUGAUCACGCCACGAGUUGGUUAUACGCCGACGGGAAAUUCAUAGGAAAAUAUCCAGAGAUCGUGAUGGAAAUAGCUAAUGACCUUAAAAGUAAGGUCUUGUUCAAGGACGCAUUUGCGCUUCUCGUUGGGAAAAUGCUCCGUGCCAAUGAAUCGGAUUCUGAACAGGAUGCCCGUUGCUUCGACAGAAUUCCAGAAGCGGCUCUACCUUGGAAACGCAAUAUUAUGCAUGCUUGUUGGUCUUUGAAGGCGCGUGUUAAAAAAGCCCAUGACCAUCUCAUGUCUGUCCGUGAGUGGCUCUACAAUCCUAUUUGGAUAUCCGAAUAUGAAAAACUGGCUAGAGUUCUCUCUAUCCCAAAUCUGGACCACGAAGUUUACGAGGCCAGCAUCGCGCUACGUGAUGCAAUUACGGAUGCAGUAUUUGACAGACUGGCGCCUGUCCUCAGAAGUCCAUACCUAUCCGGAGGCCGUCUGCGCUACGACUCGCUCUUAUUCACCAGGCCAUUUUGGCAGGAGUUGGGGGGUCUAUCCGCUGACUGUUUCUGGGAAAUGUUCGAUGAGAACGUCUAUAAUGCCCAAAAUCUUUGGCAGGAAUGUGUUCGAAGAUACAACGUGAGGAGGAUAAAAGGAAAACAUCCACACCCUAAACGAGCCCAACCUCCCAAAAGAAUCUCCGACUUGUCGACGGCACGAGGGGUGAUCGGCCGUGGUGAAACGCCUGGGGAUGAACUAUCUCGCACCGGGGACUCUUUCCCUGUCCUACCGCCGAGGAGGGUAGCUAGUGGUGACGAAAGACGCCCAGAUCGACCCGACUCUCAAACACUGCCCGACGAUUUCAAUGCCCUUGAUUUCCAACAAGACGAGGACAUACACCCUCCCGGUUACGAGCCAAGUAGCGAGCCCCCACCGAGCUAUACACACAUUGAUGAGGUUAGUGAAGAUCUUGUGGCGAAGAGCACCCCACGGGGAAUCAGGAUCGAAAUUGCGAAUCCCAUCAAGCGGAAGUCUAUGUCUGGAUCUCCAUGGGAUGGUGAAGUGGUAGAAGGGGUUGCUUCAAGGGAGGAAAUUAACUCUGUUACUCCACGAAUUGGCAAUAGCAGUAAGCGCAGGUGUUCUCUGGAGAAAUCUGGGGAUGAAAAGGCAUCAACGUGCUCAGUAUCUACUGUUGCUGGAAAUGAAGAUUAUGGCGAGCCGGAAGUUUUCCAUAUAUCGGGUGUCCAUGAAGCAAUCGACGGUCAGAUGGCGCCAUUGAAUUAUGAUAGAAAAGGGAAAGGAAAGGCGGUUGACUUUGAGCAUGUUCAAGAGCCACCCGUAGCAGAGGAGCCCCAAAGUUCUAGUCUUCAGGUUCAUCCCAACUCUACAGGGUCUGUAGCGGAGGGUGACUUGCCUAUAUGGUUAGGUGCUUGGGCGAAGGAGGCUGAGGGUUCACAUGAUCCGCUACUAGGUCCUUUGCUGGAUGAACGUGAACUAUUCCAAGACUUAUUCAAAUACAACGGGGGUGGCAAUCCGGAAUCAAGCAGUGCGGCAGGCGUUGGAGUUCAUGCUACUCUAGAUUAUACCUUAUACGACUGCACCACAGCACAGAAUCCAAAUCGCACCCAAGAUUACGACCGGGAUUACAAUCCGUUCACUGAUCUCGAUCUGAAAAGGUAUGCAGGAAACUGGGGAUCUGGGCAAAAUAUGGACCAGGAAUCGCCACCGCGGGACCCGCCCGAAAUUUCUAGCUCUCAACACAUCGCCCUCGACAUAAUAUGGAAACAGUCUCUGAGUUACGUGCAUUUCAUCAGCUCACCGUUCACGGAGAUACCCACCAUGUACGACCCGACCAGCUGGCCUGACGACAACUUCCUACUCUGUCUCUCCGAUGCAGAAUGGAAAUUUUUGCCAUUGUGGACGGACGGCUUGGACGAUGGCACCGGCGGAGUUUUUGGCGACCCGCAGCCCCAACCAGUCCCUCAGUCCCCGCCGGAAGAGUGCGGCGAAGGAACAGAAGUUGAGAGUCUUGCGGAUAGCAAUUAUUCAGAUUGUCUGCUGGACAUGGUGAGCUUGGCUAGUUUUGAGGCAAGGGUGUUUUCGGAGGAUGAGGGUGAGGAUAUGGAUAGUGCCAGGUCUAUCAGUACAGUGGAGGACGAGGAUGAGGAUGAGGAGUGGGAUGGAGACUCGGACGAUACGGAAGAGCUUGGAUGGGAAGAGUGUUUUUGACGGCUUUUCGUAGCAGUGAAAGGGUUUUAAGCUGUGAUAUGGUACGGUGAUCGUGGCGGCUGAGACAAAUUGUGGAGAGUUUGUCGGUUUUUGUGAGGGAUACCUUUCAUCUUGUUUUUCUGCCUGAAUUAUGGUACUACUAAAAUAUGCCCCCUUUUCCAUUCCUACUCUCUUCUCCUUUCCCCCGACUGGGCCUUUUUACCCCAUUUCCUUGGUCGGUUCACUCAUUUAUUCACUCCUUCAUAUGUCGAAUGAUUUUUACUUCUUUUCAUCUUCCUUAUUUGUGGUUACUAGCGCGCGACUGUGGUGGGCAAUGCGUCGGGUCCGGAGAGAAAUCUACCUUGGAAGAUUUGACGAUAUGAUACAUUGAUUUCGGGAA